AAAACACUUACCCUUAUAACAUUUUUAGCACCUAGAUCAUAUGGAAUCAAAUGAGCCAUAACACUACUCGAUUAUAGAUACCAUAUUUUAGUACGCAUUGGAUAAACAUAUCUUGUUUUCAUUGUGAAUGAUGGCAGUCAACGAUAAAGCCAUUGUUGAACGUUGCAUUGAGGAGCAGGAUCUCAGCAGACUUUUAAAGCUUCCGGAUGUCUUGGAUGAUUUUUCAGAGGCCAGUUUAGUUAAAUCACUGCAGUGGAUACUAAGAGUUGAUGAGAAGUUGAUAGAUGAUGCAACAAAGGAAAUAACAUCUGCAGAAAUCAAAAAACGUUUGAGCUGGUCGGAUGAGAAUACUGAGGCUCCAUUUAGUGAUCGGAAAUGCUAUGUCAUAAAUCUAAUGCUUUGCCAGAAAUUCACCCCACAGUUUUUACAAGAAGAAGCCAGAUCCUUGUCUUUUGAUGCUGUCCUGACACUGACCAAAUACAUACAGUUUCUUCUUUGUUGGCUACCAGUGUUGGAAAAACCAAACAGAUUUGUUCCAUCUUAUGAGCAGAUUAUUGAUUGGUUGAACGUGUUUGUGGACAGUCAUUUUCAACAGCUGAAGUUGUCGGAGGACGCUGCUGCUGUUGUGAACUCCUUGUAUGAUCAAGUGGUUGUUAUGGCAAAGUGGCAGCUAGACUCCAGAAUGCUGUAUGGGACAUUAGCAGAACUGAACAGACAGUUUGAAGAAAAACAAAGAAAUGUAAAAAUGGGAGAUUAUUGCAUAGAAGUUAUAUCAUUUUAAAUAAUAAAUUAUUAUACCAAAGUGUAUAUUGUUGGAUAACAUUAAAAAUUUGUUACAUACUCUA
This is a messenger RNA of Biomphalaria glabrata, 845 nucleotides long. Its product is annotated as nucleolar protein 11-like. Gene Ontology annotation, biological process: maturation of SSU-rRNA. NCBI's taxonomy places the organism in Eukaryota, Metazoa, Mollusca, Gastropoda, Planorbidae. Gene Ontology annotation, cellular component: nucleolus. The record is from RefSeq and is a predicted model, not a curated record. Gene Ontology annotation, molecular function: RNA binding. The coding region runs from base 128 to 781 and encodes 217 amino acids. The transcript has 7 exons.